Pangasianodon hypophthalmus (striped catfish) is the source of this 4249-nucleotide messenger RNA. RefSeq names its product ankyrin repeat and SOCS box containing 7 (gene asb7). NCBI's taxonomy places the organism in Eukaryota, Metazoa, Chordata, Actinopteri, Siluriformes, Pangasiidae. Gene Ontology annotation, biological process: intracellular signal transduction. The coding region runs from base 1058 to 2014 and encodes 318 amino acids. The transcript has 5 exons. The record is from RefSeq and is a predicted model, not a curated record. Gene Ontology annotation, molecular function: protein binding.
UUCAUUUCUAAAGUUCGUUCAAAAUGAUUUGCAAUGCAGCUGUGGAAAUUAGUUACCAUCUCCUGGGUAGGAGCUAAUUUAGCUAACUAGCCUGAUAGGUCUGCAUUAUUGUUAGCUGAGUUAUCAUUGGGCUAGCUAGCUUAACCACCUCUGUAUAAUGACAGCGAACGGCUCGAUCGUGUCUUCCAGUUAGAUUUGUCUUUAUGAAGUGCCAGAUUGUCUGAUUAGAAUUAGCUUUAGCUAACAUAGCGGCUCCUGGUUCAUAACACCAACUGGCUAGCGGCGCUUGCUAAGUUGGCUUCUUUCGGUGUUUGGUUAUUAUAGUCGUGAAUCUGGGCUAGUUGUUGUGCAAUAUACUAUUUUUAUUUAUUUACUUCUUACAUGAAUAAAUUCAUUUUGCUUCAUGGUAACAAUGACAUUUCUCUGUGUAUUUAAGGAGAUCUACACUUGAUAAGACCCAUGACACAUGAUAAGAAAAACGUCCUGAAUGCUUAGCGAUAUUCGGAUGUUUCUAAUAAAAAUCUAAUUCGGAUAAAUCUAAAUGACUCCAUUUUAGAGACACAUAAAAAAAGAAAAAUACGGUAAAAACAACCCUCUCGUUACUGUAUGAUGAGGUUAUGGCUAAGGGCACAGGAAGUACUUUGCUAACAGGGUCUCCAUGUGAUUAGAUACGAGAAAACGGGUUUAUUGUAACAUAUCCACAGGAGACCCAAGACACCAGGGCUGUUAUUUAAUAAUAAUAGUAUCACUUAUUAAUGUCCACAGGUGCUAAUCAGGGUGACGUUCAGCAGUUAACCCUUGAUAGUAGGCGGAGUUGUUUGUUGAUGCUAACCAGUCUCUUGGCUAACUAGUUUCUUGGCUAACUAGUCGUGCUUUGGUUACUUAAGCAAAGUUUAUUCGUCCUUAAGAAGCUAAAACUGAGUUUGUGACGCUUCUGCAGUUAGAAGUUUGAUGCCGAUUGGGCUGGAUUGAAAAAUGCGCCCAAAACACAAAGGGCCUUUCAGAACUGCUGUACAUUAAUCAAAGGGACGCAGGAGUGGCUGCGCAAUGUGACAGGAUGCUGAACCAUCACUUCAGAAGGAACCCGGACCUGCAGGAGGAGCUGCAGAUCCAGGCAGCGGUGGCAGCCGGCGAUGUCUACACCGUGCGCAAGAUGCUGGAGCAGGGCUACUCGCCCAAGAUCAGGGACGCCAACGGAUGGACACUGCUGCAUUUCUCCGCCGCCAAGGGCAAGGAGCGCUGCGUCCGUGUCUUCCUCGAGCAUGGAGCGGACCCAACAGUAAAGGACUUCAUUGGCGGUUUCACGGCGCUGCACUACGCCGCCAUGCACGGACGCGCACGCAUUGCUCGCCUUAUGCUGGAAUCAGAGCAUCGUGGCGACAUCAUCAAUGCCAAGAGCAACGACGGCUGGACGCCACUGCACGUGGCUGCACACUACGGCCGUGACUCCUUUGUGCGCCUGCUCUUGGAGUUCCAUGCUGAUGUAGACCCACUGAGCGACAAGGGCACUACACCACUGCAGCUGGCCAUCAUCCGAGAGCGCUCGAGCUGCGUGCGGCUGCUGCUUGACCACCACGCCAACAUCGACGUGCAGAACGGCUUCCUGCUGCGCUACGCUGUCAUCAAGGGCAACCACGCGUACUGCCGCAUGUUCCUUCAGCGUGGCGCAGACACCAACCUCGGGCGCGUGGAGGACGGUCAGACACCGCUUCACCUCUCGGCUCUGCGUGACGACGUGCUCUGUGCACAGCUUCUCUACGCCUAUGGAGCUGACACAAACACGCGCAAUUACGAGGGCCAGACGCCCGCAGCUGUCUCAGCCAGCAUGUCCCGCGCCAGCCGGCCCUGCCUCGACUUCCUGCAGGAGGUUACACGCCAACCCAGGACAUUGCAGGACCUGUGUCGGAUAAAGAUUCGUCAGUGCAUAGGCCUUCAAAGCUUAAAGUUCCUGGAGGACUUGCCUAUUGCCAAGGUGAUGAAGGACUACUUAAAACACAAGUUUGACAAUGUCUGACAGAGGCUUGGAAAUCUCCAGGCAUCAGCACAGGAACAGAUUCUCUAGCAAAGACUAUGCAACCUCUCAUUUUCCUUUCUGUUCUUAACGUCGGGCAGCGGAUUGUUUUCUACAACCAAGCGUGAUGUUUUUCUGUCAUUUAAUCUGGAAAUAUAGCCAAGCUACCUGUCAUGGACACUGAACCCCAGCUUGUGUUCAUCAUUUGAUUAUUGACCCAGGAAAGGAAAAAGAAUUACAACAUAUUUUAUUUGAACAAUCCAGUCCUAGUAUUAGGUUGGAAUUAAGGGUGAUAUCAAAAGCUGAUGUUAUGAUGAGCUUAUAUCAACCCAAUAUCGUGGCUUUUGGUAUGUUAUUACAUAUAAUUAAAUUAUUUGAAUAUGGAAAUUGAUGCAAGUUUUUUUUUUAUUAUUCAAGCUCAUAGUUUGUAGUUCUCAAAACAAUUUCAAAAUACUAAUUUACCUAUACAUCUUUCAUAUUCACUUAUUCAUUUUUUUGUGAUCAGCAAAACAUUUUAUGCAUCAAUCGCAAAACAUUAAUGGUAUAACUAUCAGAUUUUCUUAUCAUGAUACACAGAUACCAAUAAAUCAUCACACUCCUAGUUUCAAGUAUACCUGUACAAUAGAUAAACAAACAAUCCCUUUUAUACUAACUUACUGACUUUUUUUGUUUAAGAUGUGUGGAAUUUGACGUUUCAUACAAAAUGAAGUCAAUUGUGCACCUUCUUCCACUCGACUAUUACCAAUUCAGCACGUUUUGAAGGUGCACAGAGUUAGUUGUCACGUUAAAUACAAAAUAUUUGACUUGUGAAACAAGCAUUAAAACUGUGAUUUGAACUUUUCUUCAGUUUUCCCACUUGAAGUUUUGGUUUCCUCAUGCGGAACUCAUUAACAAGGACUACACUAUGUAUAUAAUUGUGUCAUAUGUACAGCAGAUAUUUUUCUAGAAUUAUUUAAGCUAUGAACUCUUGUAUCAUAAAGUGUUUAGGAUUUUUGUUGAAUGGUCGUGCGGCUUUUUUUUUUUUUUUUUAAGUCUUAAUAUUUUUUGUUUGUUACAUUUUUAGAAUUGAAACACAUUGACAAACUAAUUGGGAGCAAUUAGUGAAAUUGUGGAAAUAUAGUUAAAAUUUUUCCCUCUAUCAGAUUUAUAUCUAAGAGUUUUUUGGAAGUUGGCACAUGGCAAAAAAAAAAAAAAAAGUUCUACGCUCACUGUUCAAGGCCCACAGCAUUUAGUCGUGCCUUCACUUGGGUGGAUUCUUGGGUUCCUCAACAACAUGCACAUUUUCUCUGGUGUGUUACUUGUUAUUAAAUUAAGUUGACUAGUUUUUGUAAGAAACACCAGUAUAAUCUAGUAACGUAUUUAUUUUGUUCAUUUCUUACAUCUUUAGUCCGAUUAAAAAGUAUGCAUUGUCCCACCUGUAUUGAGUAGGCACAUGCCUAUAAUUGGUUAUACAAUACUGUGCAAUAUUAAUAUUGUUGACAGGUCAAACUAUUGUAGUUCUUUUCACAAGGUUGUCCAUUCAUCUAUUUGGAAGCCAGUCCCUAAUAAAUCUCCUUAUUGAUGACAUAUUUAAAGGAGCAUUGAACAUGGACGUUCUUUCAAAUUCAAAGGGUGAUACGAUUGUAAAUCAGGAUGAAAGGUUAGGCAAAGGAUGUGGAAAUUUAAAGUGAAGUGUAUAUGGCUGGAUGAUGUGUUUAUUUUUAUUCAGCUACACACUAAUAAAAUGGCGGUGUAUUUGUUAAAAUAGAGGUUAUUGUAUUCUUUCAAUGUUGCAGGGCUGAACUGAAAUUUCCUCACUUAAGCACAGGUGAGCUGGUCAUCUGCAUCUAAAUCCAGGAAUAAAGAAGAAUUGGACUUUUUCUGUAUCUUCAGGUUUUCAUAGUUUCAGUAAAGUCCGACUCCACUUUAAAAAACAGCAGUGUUUUCUCUGAAAUUUUGUUUACAGUAUGUGUGUGUGUGUGUGUGUGUGUGUGUGUGUGUGUAUUUGGUUUUGAAGCGCUGAUGUGUUUUCAGAAAGCACUUAUUCCGGAUUCAAAUCGUCUCGACGUCUUCCACGCCGUUCACCACAACAACUACUGAAUGUAUAUAAACUGCUGUUUGCCUAGCCCAAAAUGAAUUGUGUGAAUAAAUGAUUAUCACAAUGUCCUUGUUUAUUUUUUAAGCAUUAGUAUCUGUGUUCUGGUUGUUCAUUUGCAUCCAUUUUUGACUGCUGACAUUUUAAUAAAAGUCUGCUCAGUA